AAACACUUCCACAAGACAUCUUUGCUCAUCAAAGCCUUUAAUCAUAAGUUCCAAUUGGAACUGGAGCUCAAUACACAUCUUUUAGCGCCAAAUCUAAUUCAGAAGCAUUUUCUGCCCGAAGGGGCGCAGCAAAUAUCAACUCAGGAAAUAGAGCACUGUUACUAUCACGGAACCAUACGAGACUAUCCCGGCGCUGUCGGCGCAUUCAGGACCUGCAAUGGAGUCAGUGGUGUUAUACACGUGGGCAACGAGACCUUUGUGAUGCACCCUUUCUAUGGGGGCGACCUAUCCCAGAGAAGGCAUCCGCACGUCAUAUAUCGCUACUUCUCGGAGACUAAGACCAAACAUACGUGCGGUAACACCAGAAUGCAUGAGUGGGGGUUCAAACAGUACCGUAAGAGACCCCCGACCACCACUUCCACAGCGGGCGCCAAAGUGGGCAAACGUGACGUACGCGCCGUCGAUAAGUACGUGGAGUUAGCGCUAAUCCUUGACCAGCAAAUGUUUGAUUCCCGCAAUAUAUCGCGGACUGAAGUGGUCAACGAUGCCAUACAAAUCAUCAACUGCGUCGACGUCUACUUCCGACUCAUCAAUACCCGGGUGUCUGUCGUAUACGUCGAGACCUGGGCUCACGGCAACCAAAUCGGGGUCACUGAUGACGUCAGACAAACCUUGCUCAAUUUCAUGGAAUAUGCAUCCAAAAAGCUAUAUAAAGUGGCCAUGGAUGCCACACAUCUACUACUGGGAAAGCCAUUUCGCGGUGGAGAGGUCGGUAUGGCCGUUCCUGAUAGCAUCUGCACUGCCAAAGCUGUAGGCGUUAGCCAAGACUCGAACAUCUAUGAGCCCCACUUAGUUGCCAGUACUGUCACCCAUAUGUUGGGCCAUAACAUAGGGAUGGGUCACGACGAGGACUCCAAGGAUGACAACAACAACUGCAAGUGCAACGACUGGUGGGGUUGUAUUAUGGCUAAGAAUAUAUUAGGCGAAGACCGGAUCCAACCCUUUCACUUCUCUCAGUGCAGUUUAGAGGACUAUAAUAAUGCCCUACAGAUCGGACACGGCAUCUGUCUCUUCAACAAACCCAACCAAUUAGAGGACUUCCGUUCGUGUGGUAAUGGAGUGAUAGAGGAAGAGGAGGAAUGCGAUUGCGGCAGCUUUCAGGAGUGCAUGGAAAAGGAUCCCUGUUGUGACCCAAUCACCUGCAAACUCAGACAGGAGGCCGAGUGCUCUACCGGUCCCUGUUGUGUCAACUGCAAGCUGAAGCCAUUGGGUCACGUCUGUAGGAUUUCCAACGAUGAACAGGAGGCCGAGUGCUCUACCGGUCCCUGUUGUGUCAACUGCAAGCUGAAGCCAUUGGGUCACGUCUGUAGGAUUUCCAACGAUGAGUGCGAUUUGCCUGAAGUAUGCGAUGGCAAGAGUGGUCAAUGCCCGUCGGAUAUAUUCAAGAAAAACGGAAACAUUUGUAAAGAUGGGAAGGGAUUCUGUUUUCACGGCGAGUGCCCGACACUCGAUAACCAGUGUUCCGUCAUAUGGGGGAAGGGGUCGCGUGCCUCAGAGCUUAUAUGUUUCCAGCAGUACAAUGGCCAGGGUACUAUUCUGGGCAACUGUGGCCGUGACGGCAACGGACAUAUACUUAAGUGCACUCAAGAUGUCAGUUCGGCAAUCAUAUGGGGGAAGGGGUCGCGUGCCUCAGAGCUUAUAUGUUUCCAGCAGUACAAUGGCCAGGGUACUAUUCUGGGCAACUGUGGCCGUGACGGCAACGGACAUAUACUUAAGUGCACUCAAGAAAACUUGAUGUGCGGUUCACUCCAGUGUCAGUUCGGCAAUCAGUCGCCCUUUUCCAAGGGUAUGGAGAAGGAGUACUCACGGACUAUGGUCUACAACAGUGGUGUGGAGUACGAGUGCAAAGUAGCCAAAGGGACCAUUCGCUCAGACAUCGCCGAUAUGGGACUCAUUCAAGACGGCACUAAGUGUUCAGAGAAUAAAAUAUGUGUGAAUCAAACGUGUAUUAGUAUAGACUUAUACAUAGAGCCGGGUGACUGUACGACCAAUAAUGUUGCGCUCACGUGCUCUGGACAUGGAGUCUGUUCUAACGUCAAUUCUUGCGCCUGUGAUAAUGGAUGGACGGGUAGUGACUGCAGCGAGAAGACCACUUACGUCAUCACCACCACUGAGCCCAUAGUCGACACCCAAACCCUUACAACUAAGGCACCACAACCGACACCAGACAAGAAUAUAUCGCAACUCAUCGCAGAGACCACAUUAAUCAAAGAAUAUGGUAAUGAGCCCAUAGUCGACACCCAAACCCUUACAACUAAGGCACCACAACCGACACCAGACAAGAAUAUAUCGCAACUCAUCGCAGAGACCACAUUAAUCAAAGAAUAUGAUAACAAAAAAAAGUCUUUAAGUGCCGCUUAUUUGGUUAUGAUUUUAGUGUCGAUUGUCGGCGGAGUUUUCAUAUUUUUUGCACUGUUAGCCAUGUGCUACAGGCGCCGAAGUCUAAUGCCAGGAAAGUCAGAGAGACAACAAUUAAAAAAACAGUUAAAUAGAAAGCUUUCCGGUGCUACCAAUGAAAACGAUCCGUUCAAUGAAAACGUGUCCAGAAUAAUAACGUUUGGAAGUAUGCCGUCGUAUAGAGAGGAUAAGAUGCAAGAAAUGAAGAGACAUAAGGAUGGCCUCAGGAAUGACUCCCAAAACGAUAUGGAGACUCACAAUAGGCUCAUCAACGAGACCUCCCAGUUCAUCGAGUUAUCGCCAAACAAUUUGUCGAAAAUGUCUCAUCACAUGACUGGUCCUGAAAAGGGUAUACUAAAGCAGGCGUACGGUAUGGCCGGUAUGGCCGGUAUGAGCUCUGCCGCCCAGUCCGACCCCAAUCACAUGAAGGAGCGAUGGAGUGAUUUGAGUCAAUCUGAUAACCAGGAAAGCCAUUCAGACAACAACCGCAACAGCGAUGGGUUCAGUGAUAUGGAUCGCCUCAAAGGACUCAAUGGAUAUCACGACGAGAUUCUGGAAGCGCUUCAGUCAUCGAGUCGUGCACUGGAUUUGGGUCGACCGAGUCCUUCAUCAGAUGCCGCCAAGAAGUUCUUGGAUUCCAUCCCAGAAUAUGGAGGUUUGGGUCAUUUGAAAGGCGACUCUCAAGUGAGCGGUUCUGAUGAAGACUCUGUGCCUCCUUGUGGUCCGAUUCGGAUCAGGAAUUUAGAAGACCUGUUGAGACAAUUAGAGAAACAGAAUCUUCAGUCAACAGGUCUGUCGCCAUCGGGUUCAGAGGACAUACGUCUUAGUGAACCGGAGUCUGACAGACAUUUGUAUAGCAGUGGUGCUGGAAGUCGGGGUCAUUUGCCAUCUGCCCACACAUACCAUCCCUCGGCCCUAAGUGCACUGGAAUCACAUUUAGUGGAACAGGAUUUAGCGUAUUUGUUGGGCCAUCACCGCCAAUCAGAUCUUCACUCUAUGGGAAUUCCUCCGCCGCCACCACCUCCUCAACAAUCAUCGACUUCGAGGAGUUCCAUCCCAAUUGGACCCAACAGUCUGUGUGCGUACACACAGAAGAUCCUGGAGCUACAGCCGCCAUCGCCAUCGACCACCACAUCGACCACAACCUCAACAGUUCACGACCACAACCGGGAAGACGACGAAAACGGGAGUGUUUUGGAGUCACUCAGCGGUGACGCAACCUUUUAUGGUACGGGUGUUUGUCAACCAAUGCUGAGGAGUGCCAGUGAAGAGGCCCUUCCCUGCUUCCGACACAUUGUGCAGAGCAGGCAAUCCCUUCCGGAAGAACUGCUUCCCCAACAGUUGCCGCAACAACUGCCGCCCCAUCAGAUCCAAUACCUGCGCCGUCUCUACCAACAGAUGCAAAGCCAAGCACUGCCUCCACAGCUGCAGACGGCCAACAACUACUGUACUCUUCCGCGCCAUUGGAUCGAAAGAACCAAAGAGUCCAAAGACAACAAACACCACAAGGACACCACCCCUUCCCCCACCACUCCAACCACACCAACCACUCCAACCACUCCCACGCAAUCCAAACACAAAGACCACAAGAAGGCUAAGAAGAAGAGCAAGAAAAAGUAUCCGGAAUAUAAAGUGUGA
Molecule: messenger RNA, 4095 nt
Organism: Oppiella nova
Lineage: Eukaryota; Metazoa; Arthropoda; Arachnida; Sarcoptiformes; Oppiidae
Source: the annotation of a GenBank genome assembly